AUGCCUUCACCAUCCAAGAUCGCCGCGCUUGGCCUUGUGGCUACGGGCUCUUUUGUAGCCGCUGGACCUUGCGAUAUCUACGCCUCUGGUAACACGCCUUGCAUCGCCGCUCACAGCACCACUCGCGCGCUUUACAAUGCCUUCAGCGGUUCCCUCUAUCAGGUCAAGCGCGGAUCCGAUGGCGCUACCACCAACGUCGCACCUCUAUCCGCCGGUGGUGUAGCCAAUGCUGCAACUCAAGACAAAUUCUGCGCCAACACCACAUGUCUUAUCACCAUUAUCUACGAUCAAUCUGGUCGUGGUAACCACCUCACUCAGGCGCCUCCAGGAGGCUUCAAUGGCCCGGAAGCUAAUGGCUAUGACAACCUGGCCGGAGCCAUCGGCGCACCCGUCACCCUGAAUGGGAAAAAGGCAUAUGGUGUCUUUGUCUCACCGGGUACUGGAUACCGCAACAACAAAGUCAGCGGUUCAGCGACGGGCGAUGCAGCAGAGGGGAUGUACGCCGUGCUCGAUGGAACGCAUUUCAACGACGCAUGCUGUUUCGACUACGGCAACGCCGAGACCAACAAUCUCGACACCGGAAACGGCCACAUGGAGGCUAUCUACUUCGGGACCAACACGAUCUGGGGCAGCGGCGCCGGCUCCGGCCCCUGGCUAAUGGCGGAUCUGGAAAACGGUCUCUUCUCCGGCAUGUCACCGAAGAACAACCCAGCGGACCCCACCCUCACAGACCGCUUCCUCACCACCGUCUUGAAGGGCGGCCCAAACAAGUGGGCUCUCCGCGGCGGCAACGCUGCAUCCGGCUCGCUAUCAACGUACUACAACGGCGCGCGACCCAGCGCCUCAGGCUACAAUCCCAUGAGCAAAGAGGGCGCGAUUAUCCUGGGUAUCGGCGGCGAUAACAGUAAUGGAGCGCAAGGAACGUUUUACGAGGGCGUUAUGACGACUGGGUAUCCGAGUGAUGCGACGGAGAACGCGGUGCAAGCCAAUAUCGUUGCGGCGAAAUACGCGACUACGAGCCUGACCAGCGGACCCGCUUACACAGUCGGAUCAUCAAUCUCAUUCCGCGCCACGACUGCUGGAUACACGGAUCGCUACCUCGCUCACACCGGCUCAACCGUAAACACGCAAGUCGUAUCUUCCUCCAGCACCGCACUGCUUAAGCGACAGGCUAGCUGGACCGUACGCGCCGGGCUGGCGAACAGUGCUUGUUUCUCUUUCGAAUCUAAGGACACGGCUGGGAGUUACAUUCGCCAUUUCAACUUCGUGUUGCAGCUGCAGGCGAACGAUGGAUCGAAGGCGUUCAAGGAGGACGCGACGUUCUGUCCUCAGUCAGGUUUCUCGGGAUCGGGAAGUUCAAUAAGGGCGUGGAGAUACCCGACGAGGUAUAUUCGUCACUACAACAAUGUUGGGAAUAUUGCUAGUAACGGCGGUGUUCAUGAGUUUGAUGCCGCGGCGAGCUUCAAUGCGGAUGCGACGUGGAGUGUUGGUACGGGGUUGGCUUAG
Alternaria arbusti is the source of this 1506-nucleotide messenger RNA. RefSeq lists its product as uncharacterized. The transcript has 2 exons. Lineage: Eukaryota; Fungi; Ascomycota; Dothideomycetes; Pleosporales; Pleosporaceae. Gene Ontology annotation, molecular function: alpha-L-arabinofuranosidase activity. The coding region runs from base 1 to 1506 and encodes 501 amino acids. The record is from RefSeq and is a predicted model, not a curated record. Gene Ontology annotation, biological process: pectin catabolic process; L-arabinose metabolic process; arabinan metabolic process.